Messenger RNA from Talaromyces proteolyticus, 2315 nucleotides. RefSeq names its product putative proteasome regulatory particle subunit. Gene Ontology annotation, cellular component: proteasome regulatory particle, lid subcomplex; proteasome complex. Bases 200 to 2158 code for a protein of 652 amino acids. The transcript has 3 exons. Gene Ontology annotation, molecular function: enzyme regulator activity. The record is from RefSeq and is a predicted model, not a curated record. NCBI's taxonomy places the organism in Eukaryota, Fungi, Ascomycota, Eurotiomycetes, Eurotiales, Trichocomaceae. Gene Ontology annotation, biological process: ubiquitin-dependent protein catabolic process; regulation of protein catabolic process.
CUCUGCCUGACAUCACAUCACUUACUCACCCAUCCCCAUCCCCCAUCAUCACAGACCUUCUAUCUCCUCACCUACCUCCCCAGUCCCCUUCUCUCUUCUCUAUCUGCAUCCAUUCAUUCUCUCGGCUCGUUCGCUCUCGCUUGCUGCGUGACCUCAUCCCCAACCCUGUCGGUCCCCGUCAGCCCCGAGCUAUCACAGAAUGCCAGUUGAACGGCGCUCUCUGCGGUCGAACAGCAAGGGUGAUACCUCGUCCUCGACCAACGGCGAAAAAGCCCGAUCCAACUCCAAUUCUACCGCCAGCAAAGACAAAGCCGCCCCAACAACCCGGUCGGCGGCCGCGAACAAGGCCAAAUCCGCGCCCCAGCUGCCGAAGAAAGCCGCCACCAAGGGCGCAAGCAGUUCGAAUAGCAGCAACAGCAUGAGUGGCGAUCAACCCCAGCGAAAUGGGACAGACCCUGUGGAGAACGGUGUGAAUGGCGCGGAGGACGCGGAGAUGGAAGAGGAUACGCCAGGUGGGCCUACAUCGUCCAUCAAAACCAGCUGGGAGCAUGAUGGUGACGAGAUGACUGUUGUAGUGCCACCAUCAAAGGGUGCCAGAUUAUCUGGCACAGAUCACAAGAAAAACGAAGAGAAAAACGAAGAAGAUGAUGUUGCCAUGGAAGGCACCGAGGAGGACUCUGCCAAGGAGCCAGAGGUCGAUCCGAGGGUCAAGGCCGUGCAGGAUAUCAAAGCCAACUUUGGCUUGCUGGAACGUGCUGUGACACACUUUGAUCCUCGAUUUACACUUCGCGUGCUGCGAUCAAUAUCCUCGAUGCGGAAACACAUCUCGCCAGACUUGCUCGCUGAAGUCAUUGUCGACACUUAUCCCAGCUCGAGCCAGGCGGCAACCUUCUUGUUGGAAGCGAUCGGAAAGACAGGCGCAUUUGAUAGUGUUGUCUCGAAGAUGGACGUAGACUCGGAGAAGCCCAAGUCCGGGACUCGUGAGAUUUUGCCAGAAGUCGAUACGUACUUGUCCAUCCUGGUGCAAAUUUUGUUUUACGAUCAGAAGGAGACCCAGCGUGGCGCCGACUUCUCCAGCAAAUUGGUGGAGAGAUUGCGAGUUUUGAAUCGUCGUACCUUGGAUUCUCUGACGGCCCGUGUAUACUUUUACUUCUCGUUGUUCUACGAGCAACUGGCUCCUCUUCCCCCGUCCCCAGCUGCUGCAGUCAUCUCUAUCCGCAAGCCCUUGCUCGCUGCUCUACGUACCGCUGUCCUUCGCAAGGAUGUCGAUAUCCAGGCGACCGUCAUCACGCUUCUGUUGCGCAACUACCUGUCCACUUCACAUAUCUCCCAGGCUGACCUCCUAAUUGCUCACAACGAGUUCCCAGCUGCUGCAUCCAACAACCAGAUUGCCCGAUAUCUGUACUAUUUGGGACGUAUCCGUGCUAUUCAGCUACGCUAUAGCGAAGCCCACGAGCAUUUGACCGGAGCCACCCGCAAGUCUCCUACCAGCUACAGCGCUGGUGGCUUCUACCAAGUGUCGAUGAAACUUCUCGUGAUUGUCGAUCUGCUCAUGGGUGAUAUCCCUGACCGUUCUAUCUUCCGCCAGCCCCCUCUGGAGAAGGCUUUGCAUCCGUACUUCCUUCUGGUGCGUGCCGUCAGCACUGGAGAUCUCGAUGGAUUUUUGAACAUUGUCAACACUCACAGCGCCACGUUCCGAAAAGACGGUACUUAUACUCUGAUCUUGCGUCUACGGCAGAAUGUCAUCAAGACUGGUAUCCGUGUCAUGUCUAUUGCAUAUUCGCGGAUAUCGCUACGUGACAUCUGCCUUCGCCUGGGUCUGCACAGCGAGGAGUCUGCCGAAUACAUAGUUGCCAAGGCGAUCCGCGAUGGCGUUAUCGAUGCCACAUUGGAUCAUCAGAAUGGAUAUAUGAAGAGCAAGGAAGCGGGCGACAUCUACAUGACCAGCGAGCCUGGCGAGGCCUUCCACGCGCGUAUUCAGGCUUGCUUGAGUCUUCAUGACGAAAGCGUCAAGGCCAUGCGUUUCCCCAUGAACCAACACCGGCUGGAGUUGAAGAAUGCGCAAGAGGCGCGGGAACGGGAGCGCGAGCUGGCCAAGGAGAUCCAAGAGGGCGACAUGGACGAAGAUGACGCCGGCGGAGACUUUGACGGGAUUUAGUCGGACAUCAGGAUGAUUCAGCAGGAUAGAGGGUUAUCCCUACACUACAUGUAUACUCAGAAUUCAUUUCGUAUGUUACCGCUUGCCAUCUUAGACGUACUUCUACUUGUUCUACUGUCUAUUCUCUACUGUUAAUGCAAAUUAUUAAUUAUAGUAA